Messenger RNA from Fulvia fulva, 4641 nucleotides. Its product is annotated as Putative serine/threonine-protein kinase. Lineage: Eukaryota; Fungi; Ascomycota; Dothideomycetes; Mycosphaerellales; Mycosphaerellaceae. Gene Ontology annotation, cellular component: nucleus-vacuole junction; phosphatidylinositol 3-kinase complex, class III, type II; late endosome. The record is from RefSeq and is a predicted model, not a curated record. The transcript has a single exon. Gene Ontology annotation, biological process: late endosome to vacuole transport; autophagy of peroxisome; macroautophagy. Bases 1 to 4641 code for a protein of 1546 amino acids. Gene Ontology annotation, molecular function: ATP binding; protein serine/threonine kinase activity; protein binding.
AUGGGCCAAGGCUACUCAUCCGUCACGCUCCCGGCUGGACCGAGUGCUAUGGAAGCGACUGAACUCUCGGAUCUUGCCUUUGAGAAGCCUUUGGGUGGCGCCCGCUUUCUGCGCACGAUCCGGGCCAGGCAUCAGAAUGGCAUCGUGGUCGUCAAGUCGUGCCAAAAGGCCAACGCCAGCGUCUCUUUCAAGAAGUAUGCGAGAUUGCUCAAAGAAGAACGGCAGAAACUGAGAGAUAUCCCGAACGUCCUGCCAUAUGCCAGGAUCCGUGAGACUAGCACGCUUGGAGUUCUGGUGCGGCAGUAUAUCCACAAUUCGCUCUACGAUCGGAUCAGCAUUCGACCAUUUCUGGAGGAUAUCGAGAAGAAGUGGAUUGCUUUCCAGCUUCUUUGCGCUGUUCGUGACUGCCAUAGCAGGGGCGUCUUCCAUGGCGACAUAAAGUCCGAGAAUGUGCUGGUCACUUCGUGGGGCUGGGUCUACCUCACAGACUUCGCCUCGACUUUCAAGCCUGUGUACCUGCCAGAGGAUAACCCAGCAGACUUCUCCUUCUACUACGAUACAUCAGCACGUCGGACAUGCUACCUUGCACCGGAGCGUUUCUUGGCAUCUGGCGAACGCCCCAGCGAGGGAGACAUAGUGCAAUGGAACAUGGACAUCUUCAGCUUGGGAUGUGUUCUUGCUGAGCUGUUUACCGAAGCGCCAACAUUCACGUUGAGUCAGCUCUUUCGAUAUCGUAAAGGGGAGUAUGACCCGACUGUGUCGUUGCUCAAUAAGAUUGAUGACGAGCAUGUUCGCGCACUGAUCAGCAGCAUGAUUCGUCUCGAUCCGACGGAACGAUGGCAUGCGAGCGACUACCUGGACGAAUACAAAAGCAAAGCGUUCCCAUUGUACUUCUACAACCACCUGCAUACGCUGAUGCAAGAGAUUACGGACCCGGCUUCGGGACGAAGAUCGAUAGUUGCUAGAGAUACCAACAAUGGAGAAACAGAUGAUCGUAUCGACCGGAUCUACGAUGAUUUUGAGAUGCUCUCGGUCUCUCUUGGGUAUGCGGACGGCGACUCAGACUCUGCGGCGGGACCGACACCACUGUACCUGCGGGGACUGUUUCCAUUGCAGGUGGACUUGCCAAAUCGACGGCACACUGCUCAAAACGCCAGGUCGAGCACUGGAGAUAAUGGCACCUUCGUACUCCUGAAUGUCAUCACAUCAUCGAUGCGAAGUUCGGCUCGUGCUUCCUCCAAGGUUCGUGCUUGUGAGCUUCUGCUGGCGUUUGCCGAGCAGCUCCCAGACGAAGCGAAGCUCGAUCGAAUCCUGCCCUACAUCAUGCCGCUACUUGACGACAGCAACGAUAUGGUGCUUGUGGCCGCCUUGCGCACAAUGACCCAGCUUUUGUCAUUGGUGACGGUCGUCUCGCCAGUGAACUCUUUCUUGUUCACUCAGUAUAUCUUCCCUCGACUGCUGACCUUCACGAAGAGUCCAGGCUUCUUCAAGAACCCACUGGUGAGGGCGACGUACGCAGCAUGUCUGGCGAGCCUGGCAGAGACUGCCACGCGCUUUCUGGACAUGAUGCAAGCGCUUCGAGCAGAAGGAUCGUUGCCUUCCACUGACAAGGAUGCUGAUGCCGACGGCUUCAAUGCAAGUGGCGAUGCAUAUGACGCUGCGCGUCUAGAAAUGCUGGAGCAAUUUGAAGGGCAGAUCAAGGUGUUUCUGACAGACACAGAUAAUGCUGUUCGUCGUGCAUUUCUGUCAUCGGUGUCAAGCUUGUGUGUCUUUCUCGGCGAGACUAGAGCAGCGGAUGUCAUCCUGACACACCUCAACACAUACCUCAAUCAUCCAGACUGGCUUCUGAAGUGCGCAUUUUUCAAGACGAUCGUUGGAGUUGCGGUCUACAUCGGAGCAGCGAACCUUGAAGAGUUCAUAUUGCCACUGAUGGUACAAUCUCUCACUGAUCCGCAAGAGUUUGUAGUGGAACAAACACUAAGAUCUAUGGCAACGAUGGCCGAGAUGGGUCUGUUGCAGCGUGAGAAGACCUGGGAACUCAUCGACAAUGUGGCCCGCUUCGAAGUUCACCCGAACAUCUGGAUCAAGGAGGCAGCAUCGCACUUCAUAGCUGCAGCGACAACCUAUCUGUCAAUGGCGGAUAUUCGUAUCAUCGCUGCACCGCUGAUACAGCCGUACUUGAAGAUCCCGGUCGGGGGCCUCGACGAGUCUGAGCUUCUGGACGCCUUGAAGAAGCCACUUCCGAGGGCGGUCCUCGAUCUUGCUGCGCAAUGGGCUGCAAGAAGUGAAAGGAGCACAUUCUGGAAGGGAGCCGAAAGGUCAAAACAGCUUGUAUACCCUGCCACUGGUCACAUGCCGCCGCAGUCCUCGGUGGCGGCCUUUGGCCCCAAGUCGCUGGCCAAGGAGCCGAAGACUGACGAGGACGAGCAAUGGCUUGGCCGGUUGCGAAAUGCCGGGAUGCGCAGUGAAGAUGACAUGAAGCUUUUGGCUCUGCGGGCGUACCUCCUACGAACGGCUAAACGUGCUAGGCGUGAUGACGGAACAGCCAACGACAACCUGUACGAGCAAAUCAUCAGUCUGACCAAGAUGAAGAUCACUCCUCAGACAGUCAUAUUCGAUGGGGACUUGAAGGCGUAUGAGCAGCAUGUCUACAACCAAAAUCGCACUGUUGCAGAGGCGAUAGAGGAGGCUUCGAAACAGCUACCGAACACAUCAGGCAGUAAGAUUGUGGACAACUCGACAGGCGAUACCACUACCAAAGGCGACGAGACGAGUGAAGCUGGUAUACCAGUACCACAACAGCUGCGCCGUCUCUCUGGCUUGCGAACAAAAGCUUCUGACAGCUUGUCCUCUUCGCCGAGUUCCGGCCUCGGGCUGCUAGGUCGCGACAUGGACCAGGCACUGCGGCAGAAAGGCAACCCAGCAGGUCUGCUAGGUGGCACCGACCUUCGCGGGAAAGCGCAUGCUGAGGUGAAGACUGAUGGUGUGACGGCAGCUGGUAGACUUGAUUCAGGGCGGUCAGUGAGUCGCCGCGCCUCACCAAGACCCAACACAGUCGAGCGGAGGAAAGAGCUCGAACGAGCAGCUAGUCAUCGUGCCGUGCAUAACUAUGCUGGUAACGAUCCCACGGUGCUCAAGUUGCUAGACACAGUAUAUGUCGACAACUUCCCUGCCGAGGCUGCCGACUUUGGCCCUAUGGUCCAGCCGUGCUCUGGCACAAUACCGACGAAUGCAAGCGUUCCGACACCAGGCCCUUGGCGGCCACAAGGGCAGCUACUAGGAGUGCUUGCGGAGCAUACUGCAAAAUUGACCCGGAUCGUGCCAAGCCCUGACCAUGUUUUCUUCCUGACUGCGUCUGAUGAUGGUGCCGUCAAAGUAUGGGACACUUCACGGCUCGAAAGAAAUGUCACACAUCGCUCGCGUCAGACGUAUCGUCUUGCAGAGGGCGUCAAAGUUACAAGCUUGUGUUUCGUUGAAGCGACACACUCAUUCGUAUGCACCGGCUCUGACGGCAGUGUACACGUUGUGAGAGUCGACGUUGCGGAGUCAAAUAACGCUACACGUUACGGGAGGCUCCGGAUGGUGAGGGAGUGGCAUAUACCGACAAGAAACGAAAAAGGUGAACAUGCCGUCUGGGCGGAGCACUAUCGUGGAGACUCAGCCAGCACUCUCGUUCUGGCCACGAAUCUCGGGAGGAUACUAGCUGUUGACCUGAGGUACAUGUCGCUACUCUUCGACCUCCAGAAUCCUGCCAACCACGGCACUCCGAGCUCCUUCUGCAUAGGACGGAGGCACGACUGGCUUGUCGUCGGUACCUGCCAUGGUGUGCUUGAUCUAUGGGACAUGCGAUUCCAGGUGCGCGUGCGAUCGUGGACGUUCACGAACCCAGCGCCCAUCACUCGCGUGCAGCUGCUGCCAGGACGCAAGUCUCGGACUAGGAAUCGGUUCUGCAUCACUGGCGGCACAGCACCCGGCGAUGUGAGUGUCUGGGAACCCGAGAAGGGGGUAUGCUAUGAAGUCUACAGAUCGGCUCAUGCUAAUAGCAAGGAUCGCCUACACGCGCGUGAUUACGAGUUCCGGAAUGUUGAAGACGAGAAAGCGGAAGGACUGCUAGGUCGUGCGGCUGGCUCGAUUGGCACAGAUCAAGGCGAGGUUGAACAGAACAGUGAUCUUCCCCAGCUUGCCAGCUGCUCGUUCUUCGGAGCACAACCGGCACCCAAAGAUCAGGAUUCCACAAUCGCUUUCGCCAUCACAGGUGGCCCCGACAACAAAGUCCGCUUCUGGGACUGCGACCGCCUUGACGGCUGCAGACACGUCAGCGGUGGCAGUCCUGACACGAAGACAUCCUACAUGAUCAGCCAGCUUAGCCAAGACACUCGUGUCAUCUCGGAGAAACCUGCAGAGAGCAGUAGCUCGACCGGUGUGGUUGAGUCGAACAAGGUUGCUCCGAACAGCUCAGCAAAGCGGAAUACAGCUGCGAAUGCAGUCAAGCCGCCAUCGAGGUAUGAGACGAUUCGGAUGUCGGCGCAGAAUUUGAUGAGUGCGCAUCUGGAUAUUAUUACUGAUGUGGCGCUGGUGGAGCGGCCGUUUGGGAUGGUUUUGAGUGCGGAUCGGUCGGGGCAGGUUUUUGUGCACCAGUGA